CUUAAAUUCGCCCUCAUCCAUCGCGACUGACUGCUCAGUGCUCCCUCUUUCCAUAAAGACUCCACAAUGACGUACGUGUCCAUCCUCCAUCCAUCCACUCCAUCCAUCAGUCACACCCCCGUCCACCCAGAGGCUACGCUCGUGUGAAGACACACUCAUCAGUGAGUGCAUUGAGACAAAUACAUACAGCUGACCCUCCCUCUCGUCGUUUGCGGAAGCCAGCACAUCCAUCCAUCCAUCCAUCCACACUAUCGCAUUACAUUUGGGUUCCAGCUCGUGGCGGCACGAUCACCAGACCUAACAGGACCCCGGGGCCCACACAUACGCAUCCACCAGAUGGAAACGAAUGUCAUGUGCUGUUUGUUGUGAUAUUUGUGGUAUACAUACCUGCCUCCCCAUCCGCCUCCCCCGCCCCGUCCCCCUCGCCCCCCACGGCCGCCACGACCGCCACCACGGGUGUCGUGGCCACCUGCACACACACACACUCACACACGAAAAGGAUCUUCUCAUACUUAUGGUUUGGUCUGGCGCCUUCCCCUCCUUGUACCUCCGUGCUGCUGGUACUGCUGCUGGUAUUGCUGCUGCUGCUGCUGCUGGUAACCCCCCGGCUGCUGGUACUGGUAUGCAGCCUGCUGGUCCCAGGCCUGCUGCUGGUGGUAGGCUGGCUGUUGCUGAUACUGGUAGCCUUGCUGGUGCUGCUGGUAUUGGUGUGCUUGCUGCUGGCCCCACUGGCCACCGCCGCCUCCCCCUCCUCCAUAUCGUCCGCCGCCUUGGUCGUAGCUGCCACCUCCCCCACCAUACCUGCCGCCCCCCUGGUCAUACGACGCAGCUGCUGCCGGUGCACCACCGCCUCCGCCGUAUCGCCCGCCCUCAUCAUAGCUCCCCGAUGAGCCGUAUCGGCCUCCCCUGCCCCCUCCUCGUCCGCCUCCGCCGUAUCGGCCGCCGGCUUGGUCGUAGCUCUGGCUCUGUUGGUAGCUGGGCUGCUGGUGGCCACCACCACCACCACCACCACGGCCGCCGUAGCGCCCGCCGCCCGACUGGUCGUAGCCUCCGCUGCCCACUCCCUGGCCGCUGCCCGUCCAGCGCUUUUCGCCGUCCUGACCUGAGGCACGCUCCGCCUGGGCGCUGAGCGAGAGGAGAGGAAAGGGCGAAGGAUACAAAUGGUGUCUGUGAGGGUGUUCCGGGUGGAUCCAUGUCUCACCGUUUCUUGGCCAUGGCCUCGCGUUGGUCUUUCUGCUGCAGGGCGAUGUUGGCCUGCAGGACAGAGUGAAGGGACAUGGUAUGGUGUCGUUCGUGUGUGUUGGAGGGGAGCCAGAUGCAUGGCUGUGUGUGGCGGGUGUUGUAUGUACCUUUGCGACAUCCCUGCCGACAUCCUGGUGUGUGUAGCCCUCGGGCACUCCGCCACGAUCUGGCACCUGCAACCAUACCACACACCCACUCUCCUGUGGGCCCAUCUGCUGCCUGUGCGCCUGCUCACCUUGCCGAUGGACACUGUCUUGAGUUUCGACUUGACGGCAUGCUCGGUCGACACGCUCUUGGACUCCAGCAACGACCUGCAGACACCCACACACACGAACAAGGGUAAGGUAUUGCCUUUCUGCAAUCCGUCCCUCCGUCCGGCCAUGUGAAGCGUACCGUACCUGUCGGCGGCGAGGACGUCCCAGAGAAAGAACUUGGUGUGAGUGACUUCAUCCUUCCACUCAACCAUGUCCUGCAGUGCCUUGGUCAGCGCAUCCUCGUACUCCUGCGCCUUGGACGACCACAGAAACGCCUAUAACAGCCACACACACACACACAGACAUGGUGGAAGUGAAUGUGGCUCUCUCUCUCUGUGUGUGUGCGUGUGUGUGUGCGUGUGUGCCUGUAUGGUGACAUCCAGGCGGCGCAGGAGGACUUUGCGCCGCAUCUCGUAUUCCUCGUUGAGCGACGUCGCUAUCUGUUGGACUUGUUGCUGAAGAGGGCGACAACAGCUUCAUCACAAUGCCAUGCCGUGCGAUGCAUUCGUUCACUAUGUGUUUUCGGCUGGCUGACCAUUUUGGAUGGGUCAGCCUUCCACUUGGGCAGCAGCAGGUGGUGGCUGGGCAGCUUCUUGAUCUUGUCGAGAUCGCUCUCCAGCUGAGCACAGACAGAUGCCAGCCAGUGUUCGGUGUGCUACUGACAGAUUGGCCCGAUACUCCUAUGCCAUGCAAUCUGCCUCUCGCACAGCUGUCGGUAUGCGGUGCGUGUAGCAGAAGCCCAGCAGCCCCUCUCGCGAGCUCCCUUCUUAUACACCGUUGCUCUGCCUGCGUGUCCGUCCCUCCCUACGACCCACCCACCCCCGCUGACCUGGUCAGCGACCUUGUGCAUGAGUUUGCCGUCGAUUUUGAGGUCGCCCUCGGUGUCUGUCAUAUCACCCAGGCCCUCAAUCAGACCACGCACAGUCUUCUCGAUGUCCUCGAGAGCUGGCGCCUCCUGCAGGACAGCAAUUGACCAGUGGCUGACGUGCUCUCGCUGGUCGUGUGUGUCGUACCGUUGGCAGCUCGAUGGUUUCGUGUAGAAUGCGGCCGGCGCCGAGGCGACACACAUGGAGGUCGAUCAUGAUCUCAUCUGAAGGACCAACAGACAGCACAGCACCUGCAGGCAGGCUGCAGGCCUUCUGCCAGACAUCUGUUACACAGCAUGGUGGCCCGGUUCUUGAAGUCGUCGAGGGCCGAGGAGUCGGUCGGAUCGAAGCCGAGAAGGUAGCCUGAGGGAGGGAGGAAGGACGAAGGGGUGAGAAUAUAUGAGGAUGUGUUGACUGUGUAGAUCUUCUUUUGUACCUCUGUCCUUGGCGAAUUGGCACACAGACUCCAUCGUUGGCUCGACGGGAUUUGCAUCGCUCAUCUGCAUCAACAGGGACAGACAACCCAUCAAAGGAUGUCACGACUGACAUCAAUGCAGCACUGCCGUCGUGUCGUUCCUCACCUGGGUGUCCAGCUGCCGUAUCUCAUCGGCCAGCUGCACCAUUCAGCAGACAAUGCAAGCCGGCUGCAGGUUGCCUGCCACGAACAUGCUUUGCACGAGCGCUCUCACCCACCUUGUGUAAGAGGAGAGGGAAGCACCCAUCAGAGAGCAGCAGCAAGAUCUCGUGGCUCUGGUGCGCCUUGACAGGCCUGAAACAAAGCAAAGGCAAACAGGGCUGGCUUGUCAUGGCGCCUUCAUUGCUGUGUCCGCUGGUGGUGUUGGGAGUGCUCCUACCUGCCAUUGAGCGUGGUGACCAGCGUGCCGAAGCACGAGUGGAGCUCAUCCGCUGGAAUGGGAAGCGCCAUGGCGAGCCGAGUGUCAAACUCGACGGAAGCGCGGCAGAUGUCGAGGCUCUUUCUCUGGAGAAGCAAAAAAGCUCGCCUCA
Messenger RNA from Vitrella brassicaformis, 3367 nucleotides. The record is from the annotation of a GenBank genome assembly. Lineage: Eukaryota; Vitrellaceae.